AUGCCUCGACCAUCACGAGAUUCGUACGGCGAUCAGAAGCCACCGUACUCGUACAUUUCCCUCACCGCGAUGGCCAUCUGGUCCUCGCCGGAAAAGAUGCUCUCGCUAAACGACAUCUACCAGUUCAUCACCGACCGGUUCCCGUACUAUCGCACCAACACCCAACGCUGGCAGAACUCGCUACGACACAACCUCAGCUUCAACGAUUGCUUCAUCAAGGUCCCCCGGCGUCCCGACCGUCCGGGCAAGGGCGCAUACUGGACGCUGCACCCGAAAGCCUUCGACAUGUUCCAGAACGGCAGCUUGCUCCGUCGGCGAAAGCGCUUCAAGCUGCACCAGACCGACAAGGAAUGUUUGAACGAAGAAUUCAUCGCCCUCGCCAAUAUGAACCGCUUCUUCAUGGCACAGAGCGGAGCACCGACGUACCAUCACGACCCGGCCGCGUACUAUCCGCCGCUAUCGGAACCGAUCGGAUCGAGCCUCUCGCCGAGCAUGGUAUAUGCGCCCAUCUCACCGCCACUCUCACCACCGGAAGAUAUUGCCGGAGUUGGCCAACCGGUCAGUAGUGGCGGCGGAUCCGAAUCACCUGUCAGUGUCGCAUCCCUACCACCAGCGGCCAGCAGUGCAACGACGACAGUAAGCAACCCAAAGCCAAAGCGAUCCUUCACGAUCGAGAGCCUCAUCGAACCGGACAGCUCGUCCGACUCCGAGGAAAGCACGGACCGUCCUCAGCCGUACCAGUUCCAGCAGCAGCAACAGCAGCAGUUGGAACACCUUCGCCAUCUAAGUCAGCAGCAGCUGAUGAGCAAUCUAACCGCGUUCAAUGAGUAUGCGGCAGCCGUGCAACAUCACCAGCAGCAGCAGCACCAGCACCAGCAGCAUCAAGCCGCCGUAGCCGCAGCGGCAGCAGCCGCCGCACUCGGAAGCUCCUAUACCGGAAGUGUCCCACUGCAUCCGCUACUGUUACCGCUCGGGAAGAUGCAAUCGCCUGCCACCUAUUUCCUCCAUGCGGGCGCCUCCUACCAUCACCAUCCGCACCAUCUGCACCAUCUCUACCCUGCCCAUCUGCCAGUUUCCUCAGCAGCAGCGGUCACCGGACCUCCGCACCAUCUACAUCCGCACGAGCUGGCACACCAGGGUUUGCGCCCCGAGCCUCCGUCGCUAGCAAUCGCUUAA
Anopheles marshallii is the source of this 1176-nucleotide messenger RNA. Its product is annotated as fork head domain-containing protein FD4-like. Gene Ontology annotation, biological process: anatomical structure morphogenesis; regulation of transcription by RNA polymerase II; cell differentiation. NCBI's taxonomy places the organism in Eukaryota, Metazoa, Arthropoda, Insecta, Diptera, Culicidae. The record is from RefSeq and is a predicted model, not a curated record. Gene Ontology annotation, molecular function: RNA polymerase II cis-regulatory region sequence-specific DNA binding; DNA-binding transcription factor activity, RNA polymerase II-specific. Bases 1 to 1176 code for a protein of 391 amino acids. The transcript has a single exon.